AUUUCUCUUAUUUUUUUCCCCCAACAGAUGGCUUCCGGUACCCUAUGGAUUUUUGUAUUUGUGGUCGUGAGUUGUUCGCAUGUCGUAAGAUGUACAAGCAAGCCGGAAAGUCAGAUUACGCGGAUCCAGCUGGACAGUAUUUCCGAAAACGUGUUUUUGCCUGCGGAAUACGCCUUUGACGUGUAUGUGCAAGAUUUGCACGGGAUGAACGAGUGGCGAGUGAAGGAAUAUCGUGUGGGGGAAAUGAAAGCGCUGGAGUUGACCGGAAAUCCCUUGCCUUACACCAAGUGCAUUUUUAAUCAGACUUCCGCCUCGGGACACAUUGUACAUGGUGUCAAGUGCAAAAACCAGACGCCCGCAGGCGGCAACUUCCAAGCCCGAUGUCAUUGCUGGAUGCCGCCGGGGAAAGACGCCCAUUCCGCGUGUCGUCCCUACGUGGACCUCGAGUCCAUCGUGAAAUUUCUCGCGUCUCCGAACACGACGUGGGAAACCAUUGCCUUCCGGUCGCAUCAGGUGUUGUCUGGUCGCUACGAGUCCCGGGAUGCUACAGUCGAAGCCUUGUUCCUGCCCAAGGGCGCCUCGCAUCGUUGGGUCCUGGCUGAGGCGUCCAUCAAGACGGCGUCUCGCGUCUUUGACGUUCCCGCCGGCGACUCGAUGAAGCUGCAAUAUUCCGUGUUGUCGUAUUCGGAGAAUGUGUCUGACUUUGUGGGGCCCGAUGGAGAUUCGGCGGCCUUUUCGCCGCCCGCGGGAGUGUUUUGUCCGCCGUUGGGUCAUUCCACGUAUCGCCCGCCUCCGUUGGCGGAGCAGUUUUCGUUCGAUAUCGAAACUGUGCUCGAGGACAUCCAAACUGUGAGCUACGAGACGCUUCACUUUGAUUCCGUGGAAAAGUUGCUUUCGUAUAGAUACCGUCCGCACUUGCACUCUUCUACUCGCGGAGGAUUCCUGUUCUCAAACUUGUUUGGGGGUUUCCACAAAGGAUCUGAUCCUUAUCGGCUCGUCCACGAUUUCCAGUCUGGGAUCCAGUACACAAUCAACGAAGAAAGCCAGAAUUGCAGUGUAGAGACGAUCCCAUCCGUUGCUGUUGAUGCCGUCCCUUUGUCGAAUCACCAUGUUCAAAUCAAGCACGCGAAUGAACUGCUCACUUUGGGCUCUCGCUACUUGGCCUUUUGGGGACUUAGGACGGUGAGAGGCGUAGUUUGCGAGGUGUGGGUCGGAGAACGAGGGGAAUCGGAUGGAUACUAUUCAACUGUCGAAGUUUUAUUCGCACACCCCAAAUGGACGAUUGAAGUCGAGGUCUUGAAUCUGGAGAAGCGAGUCCCGCUCGGAACGAGCGAGGGAAAAUUCGAGAAGGUGGCGAAGAGCUUUUUCUUUGACUAUUCCGUGGGUCACAGCCAGUGGACCUAUUUCGACGUAACGUCUUGUCUCAGCCGCAUUUCGAGGCUGUUCUUGGCAUUAACUCUGAAAGUGAGCUACACGGAUUUAAUCAGCUUCAAUCUUGACAUGGUGCUGGAUUCGAUUCGCCGAGAAAUUGCGAGGAUUGCUUCCGUGUCGCCGCUGAGGAUUUCUGAUGUUUUCCUGAGCAGCGGCGGAGACCGGAGAGAAGUAGAGGCGUACUUCGUCUUGCUGGAACGUCCUAAUGUUGUUAAUCCGCCUGCCGAAAAGCCCGAAGGGACGAUGAAUAAAGCAUUCAACGACCUGUCGGAGCUGCUGUCGUCCACCCGUGAAGUGAUCGUUUACAUCAGCGUUCUGCCAGAUGAAAGACGAGAGGUUUUGGUGAAGAGUGGCUCUUUGCGCGUCGUUCCGGACUUCGUUCAUUCGAAAUUCGUCCACGCUGGUUACACAGCAGGUUCGAUGGCGGGACUUGGAUUUUCCAUGGCUCUAUUGGGCGUUUGUCUAGGAAUACUGGCAGGCUUCCUGACGUGGAAACGUCAACCGGGAAUUCCUUACUUGAUAUCGGACUGAUAUCGCGACUUGAAGCAGUGUUUUUGGGUGUUCAUGCAAUAAGGCAAGUCGUUGGUAUACUUUCUAGAGAAAGAAGCGCGCAAGGUAUGUUGACUGGAAAUUGAUCUCAAUACGUUAAUUAUGCUAGUCGCUAAAAGCAAUAGCUUAUGCCAAUGAUGGUGUCAGUAUUCAUAAUCCGAUCAAGUUUUUGAAAUCUGUGUCACGUACAAUAAUGAAGUUGUGCGAGAAGUUGAAAUUUGUACAAUAUUUCGAAGUCCUUUCUGUGUACUUCGCGUUCCUGUUUUCUAGAGGAAAAAUGUUGAAGAUACGUUGACUGUGGAAAUUGAUCUCAAUACGUUA
Notodromas monacha is the source of this 2301-nucleotide messenger RNA. The record is from the annotation of a GenBank genome assembly. Lineage: Eukaryota; Metazoa; Arthropoda; Ostracoda; Podocopida; Cyprididae.